AUGGAGUCCCCUGUUGAUAAGAUGGCCGCCCUCAAAGCCCGGGUUGCUGCUGCUAUCGGGAGCAGCAAGGCAAAGGGCGGGUUGAACGUUGGGCUUCAUCCAGCCCUUGAGGAUCUUGGGACCUGGAAGCCUCCAGCAAAGUCCCAUCACACGACACAUGCUCCCAAACGCCUUCAUACAUCCAAAACUAAGAGCCUGAAGCUUGGCUCCGCCCAAGUUCCCACCCCCAACCCAUACUACAGUGACUACUCAGAGGUCCCGGCAUCGAAUUCCCGAGAACCAAGGCAACUAGUAUUCAAUCAGAAAGGAAAAUAUAUACAACAAGCAAAUGCUCUCCGUCGCCAGGCGGCUCUAGAAGCUAUGAAGAAGCGAAUCGCGGAACAAACACGAAAAGCGGUCGAGUGGUGGGACGAAGGCCUCGUCAAAAACGACAUGUAUCUUGACGAUGAUAUCACCCUGAGAGCAAACAGGGACAGGAUUCGCGCGGAUGACAGCAUUGUCACUGAGUUCAUUCAGCACCCGGUUAUCAUUGAGCCGGCACAGGACCGGAAUGUGCCGCCUCCAAAGCCCAUGUACCUUACGACAAAGGAGCAGAAAAAUGCGUCGCCAACGAAGAAUGGCGGAUUUGAAGGAAAGACAAGCAAAAGAAAGGCUGGGACUCAUCCCGGCACCACCUCCAAAAGUAAAAAGGCCAAUCUUAUGCGCGUCCUCGGAGAAGAAGCUGUCAAGGAUCCAACUGCUGUUGAGGCCAGAGUCAACCGGGAAAUUUCGGAUCGCAAGCAAAAGCAUCUUGAAAUAAACGAAGAACGAAAGUUAACUAAACAACAAAAGCAUGAAAAAAUCAAUGCAAACCAUGAAAAGGAUGCGGCAAAAGGGAUUCAUCUUGUGGUCUUCAAAAUUGGUAGUCUUGCAAAUGGCCAGCACCGAUUCAAAGUCAACAAAAACGCCGAACAGCUGGCAUUAACAGGCAUUUGUGUCAUGCAUCCGACGUUCAAUCUUCUUAUUGCGGAAGGUGGAGAGCACAGCAUUCGACAGUAUCGCAAAUUAGUCGUUAACCGCAUCGAUUGGACAGAGAAUUCACCCUCACGCCUAGCGUCAACCUUGGCGGGCACACCACGCCUGUGGCUCCAGGCAGAAGAUGAACAAGGUCUCCUUAAAGAUUUGUCCUCAAACAGCGCCCAUGUUGUUUUCGAAGGACAGGUCAAGGUACGCGCCUUCAGGAAAUGGGGAAGCAAGGUUUGCGAGACGGACGCAGAAGUAAGGGAAUUGCUCGCCCGCUACAAGAUGGAGAACUUUUGGACACUUGCGAAGGGGGACAGUUAUGAUGGGCCCCGGUAG
Messenger RNA from Parascedosporium putredinis, 1338 nucleotides. The record is from the annotation of a GenBank genome assembly. Lineage: Eukaryota; Fungi; Ascomycota; Sordariomycetes; Microascales; Microascaceae.